This is a messenger RNA of Solanum pennellii, 435 nucleotides long. RefSeq lists its product as uncharacterized. Bases 1 to 435 code for a protein of 144 amino acids. The transcript has a single exon. The record is from RefSeq and is a predicted model, not a curated record. Lineage: Eukaryota; Viridiplantae; Streptophyta; Magnoliopsida; Solanales; Solanaceae.
AUGGAAUUUCAGACGGGCGAGAAUGUUCGUCUCAAAGUAUCACCAAUGAAAGGGGUGAGGAGUAUUGGUAAGAUGCGUCAGUUGAUUCUGAGCUUUAUUGGUCCCUUCGAGAUUCUUGAAUGCAUAGGAUCUAUGACAUAUAGAUUGGAGCUACCCCCUAAUUUUUCGUGUUUAGAUCUUGUGUUCCAUGUGUCUAUGUUGAAGAGGUAUCACAACAAUGGUGACUAUAUCAUUAAGUGGGAUUUAAUCGUGUUAGAUAAAGACCUCCACUAUGAAGAGGAACCAAAUGAUAUUCUUGAUCGUGAUGUUUGCGAGUUAAGGACCAAAGUAAUUAAGCCUGUGAAGGCCCAAUGGAAGCAUCGUUCAGUGGAGGAAGCUACUUGGGAGACGGAGAGGGACAUGCGAGACAAGUACCCGCAAUUAUUUACUGAUUAA